AUGGCUAAGUUCAUCUGCAGUACCUGCCCUUAUCUCACCAACAUCAUUCGUACAUCAUGGGAGUAUACGCAGAGGUUGAUUCAGCAGGCCAGAGAAGCGUUUCACUCUGGUCGAACCCGGGAUGUUGAGUUCCGCAAAAAGCAGCUAAAGGCCCUCAAGCGUAUGUAUGAGGAGAAUGAAUCGGUGUUCUGCGCUGCCCUUGCCAAGGAUUUGCAUAAGCCAAAACAGGAAAGUGUGCUGCUUGAACUAAAUCUCCUAAAAGAUGACAUCACACAUAUCCUUGCCAGGCUUGAUGAGUGGGCUAAGCCAGAAAAGAUUGCAGCAAAUUUGGUGACCAUGUUUGACACUCCUGUGAUAUACCAUGAUCCCUAUGGUGUAGUGCUGAUUAUGGGAGCUUGGAAUUACCCACUUCAGCUUCCUCUUCUUCCUUUAUCAGGUGCCAUUGCUGCUGGAAAUUGUGUGAUUGUCAAGCCAUCUGAACUUUCACCUGCCACAGCUCAAGCCAUUGCUGAACUUCUUCCAAAAUAUUUGGAUAGUGAUUGUUACCAUGUGAUAUGUGGUGGUAUUCCUGAAACAGAAGAACUCCUCAAACAGAGAUUUGACUACAUCUUCUAUACUGGAUCACCCCAUGUUGGCAAGAUCGUCCGAGAUGCAGCUAAUAAAUACCUCACUCCAACAACUCUUGAGCUGGGUGGAAAGAGUCCUGUCUACAUUGAUGACACUGUCAACAUGGAUAUUGCAGUUCGUCGCAUUUUGUGGGGGAAAUGCAUCAAUCUUGGCCAAACCUGCAUUGCUCCUGACUAUAUCCUGUGUUCAAAGGAAGUUCAGGAUAAGUUUGUGAGCAAAGCAAAGGAGGUACUAAAGGAAUGGUAUACUGAAAACCCUCAAAAGUCUCCAGACUUGUGCAGGAUUGUUACAGAUAAACACGUCAAUCGUCUAGAAGAGUAUCUGAAGGAUGGGACAAUAGCUGUUGGUGGAGAAGUGAAUAAAGAAGACAAGUGGAUUUCUCCAACCAUCCUUGUGGAUGUUAACCCUGAGAGCAAAGUUAUGACUGAAGAGAUUUUUGGACCCAUCAUGCCUAUUGUGAAUGUUAGCUCAGCAUACGAGGCUAUCAACUUCAUCAACAAAAG
Penaeus vannamei (Pacific white shrimp) is the source of this 1130-nucleotide messenger RNA. NCBI's taxonomy places the organism in Eukaryota, Metazoa, Arthropoda, Malacostraca, Decapoda, Penaeidae. The record is from RefSeq and is a predicted model, not a curated record.